Messenger RNA from Mercenaria mercenaria, 2647 nucleotides. Its product is annotated as elongin-C. Gene Ontology annotation, biological process: ubiquitin-dependent protein catabolic process. The coding region runs from base 165 to 524 and encodes 119 amino acids. The transcript has 4 exons. The record is from RefSeq and is a predicted model, not a curated record. Gene Ontology annotation, cellular component: elongin complex. NCBI's taxonomy places the organism in Eukaryota, Metazoa, Mollusca, Bivalvia, Venerida, Veneridae. Gene Ontology annotation, molecular function: protein-macromolecule adaptor activity.
GCCGGGCUGGGCCGGGUUUUAUUAAUAACCGUAAGAUUCUCCCGAGGUCACCUACAUCCGGGGAACUGUUGAUAGGGACAAGCGCCUGCUCGCCGAGAAAUACACCGUUCUCUACGGUGAUUUACGUUACGUCCCUCGAGGUGGGGUGAAAACACAUAUAAACCAUGUCCGAUGAGAAAGGAGACAAAGGGGAUGAAGAGAAGGUGUAUGGGGGCUGUGAGGGGCCAGAUGCUAUGUACGUGAAGCUGGUAUCAUCAGAUGGUCAUGAGUUUAUUGUGAAAAGAGAUCAUGCUCUUACCUCUGGCACAAUUAAAGCCAUGUUGAGUGGGCCAGGUCAGUUUGCUGAAAACGAAACAAAUGAAAUAAAUUUUAGAGAAAUACCAUCACAUGUUUUACAGAAGGUGUGCAUGUAUUUCACAUACAAAGUACGAUAUACCAACAGUUCAACAGAGAUUCCAGAGUUCCCUAUUGCACCCGAAAUUGCACUCGAGUUACUUAUGGCUGCCAACUUUUUAGACUGUUAGGCUUUAAAUACUUGCUGUAAAUCUUCCAUUGUUACUGUUUAUCUUAUUUCUGAAUGGAGGAUUGUUUUAACUUAAGAAAGUCUAAACGAGUAUUCAGUGUAAGUUUUUAUUUAGAUCACAUACCUUCUGAAAUUGUAACUGAUAACAGCAACAGACAUCGAUAUGUUCCUUAAAUUCAGAAACAACUUUUACCAUUAAGGAUUAUGAAUUUUUUUUGCAAAAUAUUAAUGUAUCAUACCAGUUUUACACUAAUUUCAUGUACAGAACAGUACAAUUAUAGGUAAUAUAUGACCGGGUUAUAUUGUCAGAAGAAAGUUUAAAUGAAAAAAAGUAUUUGAGUUCUUUAGAUAAAGACAGAUCUGUACUUCUCAUUUUAUUGAAUUUCGUAUUAAAGAAACAAUGCUACCAGUAAGUCAUUGACUGGAAAAGUGGCUUGUCAACUUAUUGUGGUUAGUUUUAAGUUUUGUGUUUCUUCACAUGGGAAGGGUUAUUUUACUAUUGGUAUAAAAUUUAAGUAUUGUUACACAAAGGUCAGGAAAAGUUUCAACUUCAAUGUUUUUGAUUUAAGCUUUCAAGAUGCACAUUGGUUUAUUUAAACGUUAGACUAGAUUUACAUUAUUUUUGCUGUAUUCCACCUUUUGUUGUGAAUAUUCUUUAUAUUGUCUCACUGCUGGCAUUGACAUUUUGUGUUCUUUAAACAGUUACUACAUGGACACAGUCGUAAUUGAUUUUGAUAAUAUCAGACAGAAAUUUGCAUGCCCUAAUUUAUAUCUCUGGGAGUCUUCAUAUUUACAAUAUGUGUUGUGCUUGAAAAACGUAUGAAUGCAUUUAUGAAAAUGAAGAUAGUUAACAAUAAAUAAGUUAGUUAUGUUUUAGAGCAUUUUCUAGGGAAAAUGAAUACAAGGGAUUUAGCUACUAUCAAAGGUCACAAUACUUACAUGUUAAAGAACUGUUUUGUGUGUGCUUUGUUUAUACCACUUAGAGAUAUGUUUACUAUUUUGCUUAAUUGUUGUAUUCAUACAAUCUUAAUGAAAUAGAACUUGUAAUCUCGCUAUAGAGAAGAUUUGCGUGCUGUCAAGAUUUUGUCAGUUGUUUUGAUAGCGAUACUGUUUAAUGUGUUUUAUGAAGCCCUGGAUAUGUAAAUAUAAGUAAUAUUUAUGCUUUAUACUGUAUCAACAUUAAGCCAUCUGAGGUACUGAUUUCUAAAUCAAAAUUCAUUCUGUUGUGAGACUGUUGUAAACAAAUUUUUACUUGCUGUUAAUUCUAAAUACACUUAAUCUGACCUGUUUAAAUUCCAAGUAUAACAAUACAUGUUUGAACCCUAAUCAGUUGACCUUUUGAUACAAAUAUAGGCAAUUCUGAUGUAUGUAACUGUCAUUCACAUGCAGAAUGGUGUGUCAGGUUUUAUUGGACAAGAAAUGUUACUGAUGAUUUGAAAUCAGUGACUUUGUAGGAAUAAACAGCUUAUGUUAUGCAAUGAAAUAAAUACAUGUAAGAAAAUUCAUUAUAUACAAGUUAGAAUUUAGUGUUUUUAUGGUGAACUGGUUUGAUUUUUCAAGUUGUUUAGCUAUUUAGGUGUUCUAUAUUUGCUUAAUUGCUACUAAUUGAACAGUUCUAUUCAAUAGUUAUUUUCAGAAUAUUUAGGUCUUAAGUUUUCAACUUCUUAAAUAGGUGAAUAUUUUCAAGUUCACAGCCCAGAAAAAUGUGAUAUCUUCAUAUUUUCUGGUCUGCUGAUUUGAAUAUUGGCUUCUGUAUUCUAUACACUGUAUAUUGUAUACACAUAUCUAAAUGACAUGUACAUGGUAUCUUAUAUCAAUGUGUCUAAAUGAGGUGAACUAAAAUUAUAAUAUGGUAGUAGCAAAGUUCAUAAUUGUGUAUUGUAGAACACUGCUGAUGCUGGCUUAUUGUUUUGCAUGUGGAUGAUGGCUGUCUAGUCUGCAAUUUCAUACUUAAAAAUUGUUAACAAUUUGCAAUAAUACAAAAAGAUGUAUACAUUGUAUUUCACUGAUAUGUAAUGAUCUAAACCUUAUAGAAAAGCUCAUUCGGAAAACUCAUAUUCCAUCGUGUCUUAUGUAUUAUGUCUUUGUUUAUUAUUUAACAAUAAAACAUGGAAAUUUUUCUUA